UUCAUCGAUCGGCUUGCCUCCAUAGUCAUGGCUGCCGUCGUCUUCCUCGUGGUUCUCAGUGCCUUGUGCUCGUUCACGGGGCUUGAGCUUGCCCAUGCACAAGACGCUCCCAUAACAAGGCACUACAAAUUCAAUAUAAGGAUGAAGAAUGUGACGAGACUGUGCGUGACAAAGCCAAUAAUCACGGUGAAUGGGCAAUACCCAGGCCCCAGGAUCGUGGCAAGGGAAGGGGACAGGGUCAUUGUGAAGGUGGUGAACCAUGUCACCAACAAUAUAACCAUUCAUUGGCAUGGGAUCCGGCAGCUGCGGAGCGGGUGGGCAGAUGGACCUGCCUACAUAACGCAGUGCCCAAUUCAAAGCGGGCAGAGCUACACCUACAACUUCACCGUCACAGGGCAGAGGGGAACCCUCUUCUACCACGCCCACAUCUCCUGGAUCAGGGCCACCGUCCAUGGCCCCAUCAUCAUCCUCCCCAAGCGUGGCGUCCCUUACCCCUUCCCCAAACCCCACAAGGAAGUCCCCGUUCUGUUUGGAGAAUGGUGGAACAACGACACUGAGGCCGUUAUUCGCCAAGCUCUGCAGACAGGUGGGGGUCCCAAUGUUUCCGAUUCAUACACCAUCAAUGGUUUGCCAGGAUUCCUCUACAAUUGCUCUUCUAAAGACACCUUCAAGCUGAGAGUGAGCCCGGGAAAAACAUAUCUCCUUCGCAUAAUCAACGCUGCUCUCAAUGAUGAUCUCUUCUUCAGCAUAGCAAACCACACUCUCACCGUGGUAGAAGCUGAUGCUGUGUAUGUGAAGCCUUUCCAAACAGAUGUGCUGCUCAUAACUCCUGGUCAAACCACCAACGUCCUCCUCCAAGCCAAGCCAUACGGCCCCUGCACCACAUUCCUCAUGGCAGCUAGACCCUACGUGACAGGCCUGGGAACCUUUGACAAUUCCACCACAGUCGGCAUCCUUCAAUACAAGACUAAGCAAGGCCAAUCCAACAGUGCCCUCUUCAACAACCUCCCAAUCACAAUGCCUACUCUUCCUGCUCUUAAUGACACCACUUUUGCUGCAAAUUUCAGCAGUAAGUUCCGAAGCUUAGCAAAUUCUCGGUUCCCCGCGAACGUUCCCCGCAGUGUCGACAGACGCUUCUUCUUCACUGUGGGCCUUGGUAGCUCACCUUGUCCGAAAAACCAGACAUGUCAAGGACCAAAUGGGACUAAGUUUUCAGCUAGUGUGAAUAAUAUCUCGUUUGCUCUUCCUGCAACUGCACUGCUCCAAGCCCACUUCUCCAGCCAGUCUGCCGGAAUCUAUACAUAUGAUUUUCCUAGCAUGCCUCUCAUUCCUUUCAAUUAUACCGGGACUCCGCCUAACAAUACCAAGGUCAUCAAUGGCACCAAGGUGGCGGUACUGAGAUUCAACACCAGUGUUGAGUUGGUGAUGCAAGACACCAGCAUUCUCGGCGCAGAGGCUCAUCCCCUUCAUCUCCAUGGCUUCAAUUUCUUUGUGGUGGGACAAGGCUUUGGCAACUAUGAUCCGAUCAAAGAUCCGGCAAAUUUCAAUUUGGUUGAUCCUGUGGAGAGGAACACAGUCUCUGUUCCAAGUGGCGGUUGGGUUGCAAUCAGGUUUCUUGCAGAUAAUCCAGGAGUAUGGUUCAUGCAUUGUCACAUUGAGGUACAUCUGAGCUGGGGCUUGGAGAUGGCCUGGGUGGUGUUAGAUGGGCCUCUACCCAACCAAAAGCUCCUUCCUCCACCGUUGGAUCUGCCCAAGUGUUGAUCUGCCUGCCCAUUCUGUCCCUUCAUUUUCGUGUGGUCUUUCCUGCCAUUCCAUCUUGGUUGUUGUUGUAUUUUCAGUCUUGUUUGUUGCUGUAUUUUCAGUAUUCUUUCUUUGCAGAGAAUUUUCAUCAUUUUUUUCGGAUAAUUUGCCAGCCCCAAGUCAUAAGUCCAUAAUCUGGAUCUUGCAGUUUCACUAUCUUGAUAAAAGCUCGUAAGAGUUCAAUGCUUUGCUCAUUGUAUGCACCCUUGUUCUUGACAACGGAAUAUCAGCUGCCUUUUUUUUGCUUAAAA
This is a messenger RNA of Nymphaea colorata (pocket water lily), 2051 nucleotides long. Its product is annotated as laccase-17-like. The transcript has 6 exons. Gene Ontology annotation, biological process: lignin catabolic process. NCBI's taxonomy places the organism in Eukaryota, Viridiplantae, Streptophyta, Magnoliopsida, Nymphaeales, Nymphaeaceae. Gene Ontology annotation, cellular component: apoplast. Bases 28 to 1761 code for a protein of 577 amino acids. The record is from RefSeq and is a predicted model, not a curated record. Gene Ontology annotation, molecular function: hydroquinone:oxygen oxidoreductase activity; copper ion binding.